CCUGGCCAGCCAAUCAGCCUGGUUUUUGGUAGCUAGUGUUUACAGCUAGCAGGUGUAGCAGGUUAUACAUUAGCCACUAGUUAUUAAUUAUUGAUUCUUAAAAUAUAUCUAUGCAGAGUCACGACCAUUGUCAAACAUAAUAAUUCUGCGUCUGUCUGACUGAACAUAGAGAGGAACUGACACAACAACGGUGUUGGCCAGCAGUGGACAUGAAUUCACUUGUCGGCUACGGAGUGUCCUCAAACUCCGAGAGCGAUGGAGAUUCAGGGGACGAUGAACACAAAUUUACCAGGCCCACUGAUGAACUCAAAGAAGGUGUCCAAAAGCAUCGCAACUUCCUCCUGGAGACAGGGUCAGCCUCCAGCGAGUCAGACGAUGAGUUACACCCAGAGGAAGAGCUACGUCCUGAGCCGCCAAGUGUGUCCUCCCUGGUUACACAGCCACCUAUCUCCUCCCAUGUCCCAAUCCCCUCCCCCAGCUUCCUUGCUCCUAAACUGCCCCCUCCUCCUCUCGGCGCCUCGACGCGGAGCAGUGUGUUCGCCAACCCCUUCAAGGCGCAGGCUGACCAGAAGCUCCACGCACUGCAAAAGCAUGUGCCCCUCACCCUGCAGGCCAGGCCCUCCCAGAUUGCUGGUAAGAAGAUGUGCGUGGCCUACAGGAAAGACGGCAGGUGUAGGUUUGGGAUCAAAUGCAAGUUUGCUCAUGACAGCGACCUUCAGAGCUCCAUCAUUCCCGGCGACUAUGACCCACCCAGUGUGGAUGAUGCAGAGCCUGACUCAAACAGAGCAGGGCAACAGCCUCUCCACAACCAGGGGGGAGACAAGGAGACUGAGGGGCAGCAGGGGAGGAAAAGAAGGGUAGGACUGAGUAACACCCUGGUCCCUCCAAAACGAGCUAUGAAAAAUUACGCUAUGCAGAAGGAAAGAGAACGGGUCAAUUUGUCCUGAGGGGCAGGAUUAACUCAAGACAACUCAGGAUUAUUGUCAGCAAUACAGUUUUAUGUUAUUUGUGUGUUUGUAAAAAAUAAGUUACCACUCACCAGUGCCAUUCCACAUUGUGACAGAUACAUCUAUAACCACUGAUACCGUUUGUUAAAUUAGUUCAAAUUAGAGUUUACCUCUGAAUCAAAUAUGCAUAUUUUCCCUCUUACCUAAAGUGCUAUCCAUCCAUUUAGAUUUUGGAGAUAUCAGCCUUAGCCCUGUAAGACCAUUUGUUGUAAAAUUACAUCAACUUUAGCUCUUUAAAUGCUCAUUUCUUUUUUGAAAGACUAAAUGUAUCCAAUAGCAUUGCAAGGCAAGACAAUAGGACCCAUUGGUUAUGUAAAUGUAGACGUUCCAUUUGCAAAUGUAUUUUUUGGAGAGCUAAAGGUGAUGUUGAAAUUGUAGGGUUGGGUCUUACAGGGUUAAAGCUGUAUGCCUUCCUCCAAAUAAUAUGGAACUAGAUUGGGCUUGUUUUCUCUUUCUAGAAAUCAUAACUCAGUGACUCAAGAUAAUCCCCAGACCUUGUUAUGAAGUUACUGAGUCACAAUUUAUAGAAAGAAACAUUGCUGUUGAGUUUUUCAAAGGUAUUUUUAUUUUGGUGCUUUGAGCACCACAAGACAAGUCCAAUCUAUUUCAUUUAUACUGAGAGAAGGCAGACACCUCUGUGGCAGCACUGGCUGGUAUCUCCAAAACUCUGUAACUCACACUAAAACCAUCUAGAUUUAUGAACAAUCUAGAAUUAUAAAUAGAACUGUAGGCAAGAAGAAAAAUAUAACAUUUAGAUUUUGGGUUGAACUCUUCCUUUAAUGGAUAAUAUUGACCACUGUUAAAUAUACAACUUUCAUACCUGUUUACAUACCUUUCGCUGUUUGAUGUCUAAGGAAAUUCUCAGUGUGGAUCCUUUAUAAAAAGACUGGUUGAUAUGUAAUGUAAUCAUUUAUAA
Molecule: messenger RNA, 1923 nt
Organism: Hypomesus transpacificus
Lineage: Eukaryota; Metazoa; Chordata; Actinopteri; Osmeriformes; Osmeridae
Exons: 2
Coding region: 210-947 (245 amino acids)
Molecular function (GO): metal ion binding
Source: RefSeq, a predicted model, not a curated record